Molecule: messenger RNA, 1140 nt
Organism: Ambispora leptoticha
Lineage: Eukaryota; Fungi; Glomeromycota; Glomeromycetes; Archaeosporales; Ambisporaceae
Source: the annotation of a GenBank genome assembly
AUGUCAUUCUCUUUCCGCUUACUUCGUACCGUUUCACGACGGGAAUUCUACAAAGCACGUACAAAUUUUAUUGCCAACACCACUCCCCCCACCUUCCCGCUCUUCACAAAUAAAGCCAGUGCUAUCGCUAUACCAUUCUCCAAAAAAGCACGCGUCUUCUCAACCACAACUGAAGAAAAAAGCGGAGGCGGUGGCGGUAGCAAAUUAAUUUGGAUAGCCGCUGGUCUUAUUGGCGCCGGAGCAGGUUAUUAUAUCUUCUCGACGCAACAAACCGUUCAAAAAGUGGAUCCAGUUGCAACACCACCGCCUAAAAAAGAAAUCGAUUAUCAAAACGUUUAUAAUCAAAUUGCGGAUAUUUUAGAGGACAAUGAUUAUGAUGAUGGGUCAUUUGGUCCUGUACUUUUACGGUUAGCAUGGCAUUCAUCCGGAACUUACGAUAAGGAAACGGGUACUGGUGGAAGUAAUGGCGCAACCAUGCGAUUUGCACAGGAAGGCGGAUAUGGUGCGAAUGCUGGGUUAAACGUUGCUCGGGAUAAAUUAGAAAAAAUCAAAGAGAAAAAUCCGGAAAUUUCAUAUUCAGAUUUGUGGACUCUGGCUGGUGUAGUUGCAGUUCAAGAAUUGGGUGGACCGACAAUACCUUGGAGACCCGGACGGGCUGAUGUUGAUGCAUCAUUUACCACACCUGAUGGACGACUUCCGGAUGCUUCCCAAGGCGCUAAACAUAUCCGUGAUAUAUUUUACCGAAUGGGCUUCGAUGAUCGUGAAAUUGUGGCUUUAUGCGGUGCUCAUGCACUUGGUCGAUGUCAUCCUACACGAAGUGGAUUCGAUGGACCAUGGACUUUUUCGCCGACUGUCUUCACCAAUGAUUUCUUUAAGGAGCUCUUGAAUAAGAAAUGGGUCGAGAAAAAAUGGAAAGGACCAAAACAAUACGUGGAUAAACAAACUGGUGAUUUGAUGAUGCUUCCCGCAGACCUUGCAUUUAUUCAAGAUAAAUCAUUCAGACAAUGGGUCGAGAAAUAUGCGAAAGAUGAACAAUUAUUCUUUAAAGAUUUUGCUGACGCCUUCAGAAAACUAUUGGAAUUAGGGGUGCCAUUCACUGGCAAUGAAAAAGUAUACACGUUUAAACGUACCAGUGAAUAA